CAGAGGGCGGUGUUGUUAGCCAUGUUUACAGAAGGAUUUGGGACCGGGAGUUCCGCUUGAUUACAAAAUGUUCACAGAAGGCCGAGGGUGAAAACCUUCAUGACCUUUGGAACUUUAAUGAGAGACUAUAGUUCUGUUUCUGCAUCAACGUGUGUUUAAAACAAUGGAUGUUUAAGAAUUGAUGGGAGAUGGCUGUGAAUGUCUGCCGUCGGGACUUUGGCACCUCCGUCACCACAGGUGCAGUAAGUGCUGAUGGGCACGAGGUGGAGAAUCUACUGGGUGUUACUGACAGGUGGGGACAACCUAAGGGCUUUGUGGCUGAAUGCUUUGUCAAACCCCCGAUCGACGUCACUUUCAUGUUCCCCUUCAACCUGUGGAUCCAGAAAAUCGUGCUCGACUCCAAAGUUGGGGGUCAGAUGUCAUCUGCUGUCGAAAUCUUCACCGCCUCAUUAGCAAUGCCUCCCUGCCCAAAAAGCCAUUGUCAGACCUCCAGGAGAGGAAAGACCAGGAUGUCCGAUGUUGACCAGAAGCCCACUCUGCGCAGCCACAGUCAAAUGCUGUCUGAGAAAGAGAGUGCGGUGUUUUCAAGUAUUGAAAAAGCUUUUUCAGCGGACACUAAUGCAUCAACAUUCUGUUUUGUCAAUCACAGCUAUCGAUCACUGUACCCUCAGAUGGGCAGUGGAGAUCCUUGUCAGAGAGAGGAUAAACCCAAAGUGGUCACAAGACCUUUGCGUUAUGGACGCCCGGGUGCUUUGACUAAUGUCAGCCACGUGACUGUACGCGUCAACCGCGCAUUGAGUGGAUCGGUCGCACUCAGGAGUGUUCAGAUCUGGGGGCAGCCUUCGCAGUUCUGUUCCAAGCCAGUUGUACACUGGUUCCUCCAAGUGGUCGAGUCUAUCAAGAAUCCUGAGAUUAAGGAGGAGGGGAAAGAAAUCGUAGAGGCGGAUGGGAAACAACGUGGAAAAUCCCAGAGUGCGGCCUUAACUGGAUGUAAAAGUUCAGAAAGUUGUCCUAGAUCUGUAGAUCUGCCUGAUUGCCCUGAAGAGUUCAUUGAUCCCAUCACAAACGAGAUGCUCAUCUUACCUUUGCUGCUUCCUUCGGGGCACACUGUUGACAGUGAGACCCUGCGCAAGCACAGUGAAGCUGAGGCCCGUUGGGGGCGCCCUCCCAAUGACCCAUUCACGGGGGUGCCAUUUUCGAAGAGCAGGCAGCCGCUCCCAAAUGUGAAACUAAAGGAGAGGCUGGAUCGCUACCUGCUGGAAGGGGGUGGGAAUGUCACCCCUCCUGCAAGGGAUGUUGGGAGGUCAAACGGCACAGGUGCCCGCAAGACAGAGGUGGCUCCGGCAUCACUUAUUAGACUAAGAACUCAACAAAAUGAGUCUUCAACCAACACAGAAGCCGAGAGGCUUCGGGAAGCACAGCUUGACAAAAAGGAGGAAAGCAAAUGCCUUGAUGGCAGUGAGACAUCCUCAAGUCCAUUUGCAGUACAACCACAGCUUCAAACAGAGACCCUCCGUUCUGAAGCCAAGAGAAAAUCCAAAAAUGACAGACUCGGCCAAAAGUUGCCAAGAAAAAAAAGACCAGUUCUUGGCAUGCAGCACGAUCAAGAAGCUUCCAACUGUGAGCACAGACAGGCAUCACCUCUCAUUUCCAGUUCAUCACCAUCAACUCAAGCUUCCACCAGCUGCCAUGAGGACCUGUUGGCUCAGAGUCUUGACGCAGCAUUGGAAAAUGCCCUCUCAACCUUACCAUCUUUCAACAAGAAACCGUUGCAGCAACUCGGCAGCCUCACAGAUAAUGCGAACAACAAAUGGACAUGCUCAUCGUGCCACAAGACACUGGCCACCAAGGAUGGUUACCAUGUCAACGGGCCCCUGAACAUGUACAGUCUGCCGUGCUCCCAUCUCAUAUGCAGAGACUGUCUGUUGUCAAGCAGUGGGAGGACGAACAGCCAGUGCAGUGUUUGCGGCAUAAAAUUCCUGACUUCAGAAGUGACAAAAGUGCACGUGUAAACUUCAGCUGUCUGUUCCAAUAAGAAUCUCGAGUUUAAGGAUCUACUGUGACUAGAGUUCCCUAUUAUGUACUCCUAUUGUUUCUCAAAAGCAUCAAUAAUUGACCCCCCCCACUAUUGACCUCCCCCACUCCCAAAUAAGUUAUUGAAUUGUUUAACUCUCUGAAUGUUUACUGUAAAUACAUUCAAUAUUUUGGUUAUGUAUUUGUACAUCCUUUUCCUGGUGAUAAUAAAUUUGUCAGUGACAGAUGAUUUGAACAUUAAAACCGUGAUGACAAAA
Molecule: messenger RNA, 2291 nt
Organism: Acanthaster planci (crown-of-thorns starfish)
Lineage: Eukaryota; Metazoa; Echinodermata; Asteroidea; Valvatida; Acanthasteridae
Gene: ubox5
Product: U-box domain containing 5
Biological process (GO): protein polyubiquitination
Cellular component (GO): nucleus
Molecular function (GO): ubiquitin-ubiquitin ligase activity; ubiquitin protein ligase binding
Source: RefSeq, a predicted model, not a curated record